AGAAAGAUGAGGGAUUCCCACACCACAUCAAAAAAGAGAAACCUAAACCCCAGAUGCCACUCAAACCAUGCCCUACCUUCUUCAUCUCUGAGCUACUCUCUAUCAACCAGAAGGUGGUGUCGUCGCUGUCGGCCUGGCCUCCACCUUCUCCUGUUGGCGUCGCUUGCCUGUACAGAACCCACGGGGUCUUUCGUUUUCUCCCGUCUUUCACAUUGCUCCUGUGGUCCGUUUUCUCGCUAACGCUCUUUGUUUGUCCAUCGCGGUCCUCUUCUCAGUGUAGUAGUGGUUCUUUCUCUCCCUCUCUCUCUCGGAUUUCAGUCUCUCUUACCGCGAGCGUCUCAAAACCCAGACCGGUUGAAACCCGUAUUGACCCGUUGAAACCCGUCUUGACGCGGCCAGUUUUCAAAACCCAGACCGGUCAUGCUUAUUUAAAAAUAAAAAAAAUCUCUAAACAUCAUCAUCUAACUCCAAAACCCUAAUUUCACUGGGCUCCAUGGUCCCUCUCAUCACCCGUGACACCCUCAUCUUCACGCAGACAGUGGCGCACUCCGUCCCGUCUGUCAAACUCUCUUGUCGUCUUCAUUCAUAGUCGCUGGCGUUCUGCCAUAGUUCGUGUGUCGCCGCCUUCCUUGGUCUCGUCGUCGCCGGCUCAGUCAAGAAGAAACCGAGGCGACCAGCAAACGCUGCCCCUUGAUCGGACGUCCUCGUCUUUGUUGCUUCGUCGCCUCCUUCUUGCCGGUUCUGUCGCCGAGCCGCUGUGUUGAUUUAGGUGUGGCUGUGAUGAAGCUCCGAACUCCGAAGCUGCUCCGUCCCUGACUCAACUUCUACUUCUGCUUCUGUAGAUUCCAUCAUCGUCAUCUUAUAGUAAUGGAGUUGGAGAUGCAUAUGGUCCUUCCUCAAUUGUUGAGACUAGCAUGGAUCGCUGGUACACUUCCCAUUCUCAUCGCUUCAAUCCCAAUUCCCAAACUCAAGUUUCUCCAUACAAUCUUGUUGGGUUUUGCUAGAAGGGGAAAAAUCAUGCACUCAUCUUCCCAGAAAUUCACACUCCCUCAGAGAUUCUUCUUGCAUUUCUAUAUUGUUGCAUCAAUAUGGACAACGUUCUUGCUUGUUACAACUUGGUGUUAUGCAUACACCAUGGUGCCACCGGUUAGGGAAUCAUCUGCAUACUCUACCAUUACAAGCUACUUGAUCGGAGGCUCAGCUCUGGGAACUGGUUCAACUACAAUGCUUCAAAGGCAUGCUGUUUGGCAAGCUGUUUUUCUUCUUUUGUUAAUGGAAGCUCAAGUGUUGAGACGCCUAUUUGAAACCAUAUAUGUUUUUAAAUAUAGCCCCUCUGCCUGCAUGCACGUCCUUGGUUAUCUCACUGGAAUGUUCUUCUACCUAGCAGCACCACUGUCACUAUGUGCUGAUUGCGCCUUAGAUGUGUUUUACUUCCUAGUAAAUCUAGUCACCAAGUUCAUCGUCAUAGGCAAGGAUCAUAUGCCACCAGUGGAGGUAGAACUUUGGCAAGUUGUAAAUCCUCUUUUCAGACUUGGAUGGAGACAUUGGAUCGGCGCGACUGUUUUUUUUUGGGGUUGGAUUCAUCAACAAAGAUGCCAUAAGAUUCUUGGUUCGCUUCGAAAUUCAAGACAAGCAGAGGAAUAUGCAAUUCCUCACGGUGAUUGGUUUGAAAUUGUUUCCUCUCCACAUUAUCUCUCUGAAAUGGUUAUAUACGGCAGUUUUGUAGUUGCUACUGGAUGGUCCAAUCUAACCAUAUGGUUACUUCUUGUUUUUGUGCUGGCAAAUUUGUCAUUUGCAGCAGUGGAAACACAUAGGUGGUAUCAUCAGAAAUUUGAAGAUUAUCCAAGUAGUCGGUUUGCUGUUAUACCAUAUAUUCUCUGAGAUUAUGAGACAAAUAGACAAUACUUUUCAUGUUAGAUGUGUCUGUUCAUAUGAACUUAUUUUGUUUAUAGAAAAAUACUUGUAUUUAAUAUUAUUGGGAUUUCUACACACGAAAUUUAUUUAUAAUUU
This is a messenger RNA of Arachis stenosperma, 2010 nucleotides long. RefSeq names its product polyprenol reductase 2-like. The record is from RefSeq and is a predicted model, not a curated record. Gene Ontology annotation, molecular function: 3-oxo-5-alpha-steroid 4-dehydrogenase activity. Gene Ontology annotation, biological process: polyprenol catabolic process; dolichol-linked oligosaccharide biosynthetic process. Lineage: Eukaryota; Viridiplantae; Streptophyta; Magnoliopsida; Fabales; Fabaceae. Gene Ontology annotation, cellular component: endoplasmic reticulum. The transcript is spliced from 8 exons. Bases 868 to 1881 code for a protein of 337 amino acids.